UUAGGGGGACUGGAGGUGCCGGACCACCCAGCCAUGAGGGAGGACGAGCGGCCCGACAUCCAUAACCGCUCCGAGGUGGGGACCGCCGCCUCGCCCCGGGGAGCGGAGGAGACCGGGAGGCCGCCCUCUAACACCUGCCCUGUCGUCAUGGUGACGCCCGGGGUCACGCGCAGGAGACCUCCGGCCGAACAGGCGGCGGCGGCGGCCGGCGAGGCCGCCCUGACCGCGGAAGAAGAGGAAGGCGACGAAGACGAGGACGGAAAGAUGGACCAGACCCCUGGGGCCGACCUCCAGGGCCAGGGGCCUCGGCGCCCCAAGAGACCCAAGAGGAGCCCCCUACAGCGGUCCCCUUCCUCGGGAUCCUCCCUCUCGCCGGGGCCCGGCGGCGGAGAGGAGCCCUUCGCCCAGCGGGAGAUCGCCAACGUGCGGGAGCGGCAGCGCACCCAGUCGCUGAACGACGCCUUCGCCUCGCUGCGGCAGAUCAUCCCCACGCUGCCCUCGGACAAGCUGAGCAAGAUCCAGAUCCUGAAGCUGGCGUCGCGCUACAUCGACUUCCUGUACCAGGUGCUGCAGAACGACGACGCCGACGGCAAGCCGGCCGGCUGCAACUACCUGGCGCACGAGAGGCUGAGCUACGCCUUCUCCAUCUGGAGGAUGGAGGGCGCCUGGUCCAGCAUGUCUGCCAGUCACUAGCCAUGCCGUGCUAGUCACUAGCCAUGUCAUCCUAGUCACUAGCCACAACGUGCUAGUCACUAGCCAUUUCGUGCUAGUCACUAGCUAUGUUGUGCUAGUCAUUAGCCAUGUCAUGCUAGUCACCAGCCGUGCUAUGCUUGUCACUAGCAAUGCUGUGCUGGUCUCUAGCCAUCAUGCUAGUCUCUAGCCAUCAUGCUAGUCACUAACCAUGUCAUGCUAGUCUCUAGCCAUGCUAUGCUAGUAACUGGCCGUACCAUGCUAGUCACUAGCCAUGUCAUGCUAGUCAUUAGCCAUGUCAUGCUAGUCACUAGCCAUGCUAUACUAGUCACUAGCUAUGCUAUGCUAGUAACUAGCAAUGUCAUGCUAGUCACUAGCUAUGUUAUGCUAGUCUCUAACAAUGUCAUGCUAGUCUCUAGCCAUGUCAUGCUAGUCUCUAGCCAUGUCGUGCUAGCGCUAGCUAUGUCAUGCUAGUCACUAGCCAUGUCAUGUUAGUAGCUAGCCAUUCCGUGCUAGUAGCUAGCAAUGUCAUGUUAGUCACUAGCCAUACUAUGCUAUUCUCUAGCCAUGUCUUGCUAGUCACUAGCCAUGUGAUGCUAGUCACUAGCCAUGUGAUGCUAGUCACUAGCCAUGCCAUGCUAGUCACUAGCCAUGCCAUGCUAGUUACUAACCAUGCUAUGCUAGUCACUAGCCAUGUCAUGCUAGUCACUAGCCAUGCUAUGCUAGUCAUUAGCCAUGCUAUGCUAGUCACUGGCCACACACCACUAUGGAAACUGGAGGACAACAAGCAAACUUGAAGCUGGACGUUGGUUUGUGAACAGGCCACUAUCGCUGCACCCUUCCUACAUGAACCCUUGUCACUGAUCAGACUAUCUUUGUGCAGCAUUUGGGGAAAAUAAUGUCCGGCAAGAGACUUAAAACAGGUUUAAGUCCGGACGAAGGAUUGACUUCCAGGACACAGCACAAAGAGCAGAGGGACCUUUUGAAUGGACCGAUACACUGAAGGAUAUACUCAGCGUCGUGUUGUUCCUGCUAAAUGUUGGACUGUAACAAACGGAAUACGUUUAUACGGGACUCAAUAGUUACUUGACCCCUGACUUCCUUUGGUCCUGACCUCUGACCCUAUGAUCACUAGCCCUCGCCGUCCUCAUCUCAAUGUAUUUAAAUGUGUUUGUGUAUGUAUAUAUACGUUAUUCUCUGUGGAUGUAUCGUCAGCCCGCCGCUGUUAACGGGUGUUCCCGUCAGGCCGAGUGGAAACAUUGAAGGGACGAGGAGGGAGGUGAGCCCGGGUUUAAUGAGAGGAGAGCCUCUGGAUCCACUAGAACCUUCAGCCAACACCUUUCCCCCAGAGACGUGAAAACCGAUCCUCCAGCGACUCUCAACUCUGAACCCAAAAUGGCGGUGGUGAAUAAUAAUAACCACGGGCGGCAGCAGCGGCAGUAGCACUGACUGAUGUCCCCUCCUUUCCUUCACUCCUCCUCUUCCCCUCUCCUCCUCCCCUCUCCUCCCUCCUCUCCUCCUCCCUCUCCUCCCCUCCUCUUCUCCUCUCCU
This is a messenger RNA of Gadus chalcogrammus (walleye pollock), 2241 nucleotides long. Its product is annotated as twist-related protein 2-like. Gene Ontology annotation, molecular function: protein dimerization activity; DNA-binding transcription factor activity, RNA polymerase II-specific; RNA polymerase II transcription regulatory region sequence-specific DNA binding. NCBI's taxonomy places the organism in Eukaryota, Metazoa, Chordata, Actinopteri, Gadiformes, Gadidae. Gene Ontology annotation, biological process: regulation of transcription by RNA polymerase II; developmental process. The transcript has a single exon. Bases 34 to 693 code for a protein of 219 amino acids. The record is from RefSeq and is a predicted model, not a curated record.